ACACCAUCAUCGACAUGCCCGCGACAACGACAACUGGACCUGACAAGUACUCGGUCAUCCUGCCGACGUACAAUGAGCGUAAGAACCUGCCCGUCAUUACGUGGCUGCUAGCGCGGACAUUUGAGAGCAACGGCCUCGACUGGGAGAUCAUCGUCGUCGACGACGCAAGCCCAGACGGCACACAAGACAUCGCGCGGCAGCUCGCAAAAACAUACGGCGACGACAAGGUCGUCCUCAAACCCCGGGCGGGCAAGCUCGGCCUGGGCACCGCCUACGUCCACGGCCUCGAGUUCUGUACCGGCACCUUUGUGAUCAUCAUGGACGCCGACUUCUCUCACCACCCCAAAUUCAUCCCCGAGUUCAUCAAGCAGCAGAAGCUGCACAACCUCGACAUCGUGACGGGGACGCGGUACGCGUCGUCCCCGUCGCCGCCGUCGUCUGCGCAAACGCCGGUCGGGCUAGGCCCUGGGGGCGUAUACGGCUGGGAUUUGAAGCGCAAGCUCGUGUCGCGCGGCGCCAACUUCCUCGCCGACACGGUGCUGCGGCCCGGCAUCUCAGACCUCACCGGCUCGUUCAGGCUGUACCGCCUGCCGGUGUUGCGCGACAUCAUCGGGCGGUGCACGAGCAAAGGCUACGUGUUCCAGAUGGAGAUUGUCGUGCGCGCGCGCGCGCUGGGGUACACGCUCGGCGAGGUGCCCAUCACUUUCGUGGACCGCAUCUACGGCGAAAGCAAGCUCAGCGGCAACGAGAUUGUGGGGUACGCGCAGGGCGUCGGCAGCUUGUGGUGGAACGUGUGAUACAUGUACUAUUACAUUAUA
Messenger RNA from Cutaneotrichosporon oleaginosum, 818 nucleotides. RefSeq lists its product as uncharacterized. Gene Ontology annotation, molecular function: dolichyl-phosphate beta-D-mannosyltransferase activity. Gene Ontology annotation, cellular component: endoplasmic reticulum membrane. Gene Ontology annotation, biological process: dolichol-linked oligosaccharide biosynthetic process; protein O-linked glycosylation via mannose; GPI anchor biosynthetic process. Lineage: Eukaryota; Fungi; Basidiomycota; Tremellomycetes; Trichosporonales; Trichosporonaceae. The record is from RefSeq and is a predicted model, not a curated record.